Meleagris gallopavo (turkey) is the source of this 829-nucleotide messenger RNA. Lineage: Eukaryota; Metazoa; Chordata; Aves; Galliformes; Phasianidae. The record is from RefSeq and is a predicted model, not a curated record.
CCCUCUUUUUCGAGCCAAACCCAGGGCUGCUCCACAAGCCGAGACAGCGAGCCUGUGCUUGGCGAGCACCAGGAGCCGGGAACCAGGAGCCUCUCGUCUGAAAGGUGCCCAAAGCCACGGAUGGGGCAACCGGCCCACGGCGAGGGGUUGCAGCCGGCCCAUCUUUAAGGUCCGCUCCAACCUAAGCCAUCCUACGAAAGGCGCGGACCCGCUCGCAGGCUGCGUUGGAAUUUCCUCCCGUCUAUGCCACCUAGUGCCCGACGCCAGAACUGGGGCUGCCCCGACCUCACCGCAGCCCUCGGAGCAGCCCGGCUCCCCGGGGACGGGUCUCCCUCCCCUCGGCGCUGUGCCGGGCUCUGGGUGCCGGCGGGACCCCGACAGGGGCUGCAGAAAGAUGAGGAAGCGCUAUGUGGUGACUGGGGUCCUGACUGCAGUCCUGCUGGGGCUCAUCUUGUUCCUGGCACUCUUCUUCGGGCUGCGCUCUGACUCGGUGGACACACACGUCUAUAAAAGAGCAGCUGUGGCUACAGACGCAGGGCCGUGCUCAAUAAUUGGAAGGGACAUCCUUCAGCAAGGUGGAUCUGCUGUGGAUGGUGCGAUUGCAGCUCUGCUCUGUGUUGGACUCAUGAACGCUCACAGCAUGGGCAUUGGAGGAGGGCUCUUCUUUACCAUCUAUAACAGUGCAGGAAAUGUGGAAAUCAUUAAUGCGAGAGAGGUGGCUCCUAAAAGAGCAACAGAAGACAUGUUUGGGAACAACACACAGAUCUCUCAGAAAGGUAAAGGCAAAGGCUCUUUCCAGUUCCCUUUAUGGUGACUCCUGGAACUGGAG